GAUCCCCGGGCAGGGAGGAGCGCGUGGUCGCAGGCAAGGGGAUGCGCCGGACCCGGGCAGCGCUCAUCCCUGGCAACUCCUCCUUUCCAAGCCUGGCUGCAUGGGACACCCAUCUCCAAGCUGCCCUCUGCAGGCGGGCGGCUGUGAAGGCCGAGUGAGGGACGCCACGGCGGACAGCUGCGCCUCCCUGCCCUCCGUUGCGGGCGGCACGGCGCUGUGAUCCAAGCUCCGGGGACCGGCGCUGAGAGAGGCAGAAAGAGCCGAAGCGGACCGUCUCACCCUCCCCCCGCCCCGCCCCCGGCAGACCAGUUGCGCCGACGAUCAGCUCGCGGCAAAGGCUACAGAAACGAGUCAGAGGUUGGAACUCGCCGUCUUCGUCGGGGACCGUCCUGGAACUCGCAAAGGACUUGGAGGAGGACAUCUAUUUGGAUUAGAAAAGAAUUGCUUUUACUGGCAUAACGAGGGGAAGGAACAGGCUUUGGGGGCAGGGGAUGGGGAUUCCCACGGUGACAGCAGGUGGCAUCAGUUUCCCAGCUGAAGUUUGAAAAGAACAAGGGGUUUUUUUAAAAGAAAGAGCGAAGGAAGGCGGACACCCACCCACCCCCGGACAGAGAAAGACACACGCCUUUUCCUGAGUAUCAGAAUUUCAUUGGGAUUUUCUUGAGCUUCCCCCACACACGCUCUGCCUCCUUUCCACUCCCCUCGGAUCAUUGGUGCACCUUUGAAAUGCAGGGAUUUCUGUUUCUCUCCUUUUGGAGGUCUUUUCUCCACUUCUCUGCAAGCUGAAAAAUUCCACCCUAGACUUAAAAAAAACCAACGCCCACGCCUUUCGCCUUGCAGUUGCCUGCCGUCAUGUCUUUCAACCACACCAUGAUCCCUUCUGCCAACAGCUCCUCCAAUGGGACUGAUGGGGCUGCUGGGAGCAGCAAACCCCUGACCAUCCCCACCGUCAUGUUCAUCUUUGGGGUGGUGGGCAACCUCAUCGCCAUCGUGGUGCUUUGCAAGUCCAGGAAGGAGCAGAAGGAGACCACCUUCUACACUCUGGUUUGUGGACUGGCUGUCACAGACCUCCUGGGCACUUGUCUGGUGAGCCCGGUCACCAUCGCCACAUACCUGAAGAACGAGUGGCCUGGUGGUGACGCCUUGUGUGAGUACAGCUCCUUCAUCCUCCUCUUCUUCGGGUUGUCUGGACUGAGCAUCAUCUGUGCCAUGUCUAUAGAGAGGUACCUGGCCAUCAACCAUGCCUACUUCUAUAACCAUUAUGUGGACAAGAAACUGGCAGGGCUGACCCUCUUUGCCAUCUACGUUUCCAAUGUUCUGUUCUGUGCCCUUCCCAGCAUGGGUCUGGGUAGCAGUCGACAGCAGUACCCUGGCACCUGGUGCUUCAUAGACUGGCGGACAAACAUUACCAUCUAUGCUGCCUACUCUUAUAUGUAUGCCGGCUUUAGUUCCUUCUUGAUCACGGUCACCGUGGUCUCCAACGUCUUGGUGUGCGUGGCCCUCAUCCGCAUGCAUCGCCAGUUCAUGCGGCGCACCUCCUUGGGGACGGAUGCCACCACCAGCCGCUUGUCAGACUUUCGGCGGCGCAGGAGUUUCCGGCGCAUGGCCGGAGCAGAGAUCCAGAUGGUCAUCUUGCUGAUUGCCACCUCCGUGGUCGUGUUGAUCUGCUCCAUUCCUCUUGUGGUGCGCGUCUUUGUAAACCAGCUUCACCGGCCGCAUCUCGUGGAGAAUAUUCAGCAGAACCCUGACCUGCAAGCCAUCCGCAUCGCCUCGGUGAACCCCAUCCUCGACCCAUGGGUGUACAUCCUGCUGCGCAAGACAGUGCUGAGCAAAGCCAUUGAGAAGGUCAAGUGCCUCUUCUGCCGCAUUGGAGGGGCCCAUCGGCAGCACUCGGGAAGCAAUUAUAACUGCACGGACGUCCGCAGGACGUCCGCCACCACAGCCAGCCAUUCGCCCUCCUUCAUCUCUCGAGAGCUGAGGGAGAUCAGCAGCACCUCACAGACUCUUCUCUAUCCCCUGGAGCCCAGUGAAGGCAACGCCGGCGGCAGCGUACUGUUGCCGGGAGCCAGCAGCAACCUGGCCCGUUCGGACACGACUUCUGUAAGGACACUGAGGAGCUCGAAUACCUCGGAGUCCUCCCAGGGGGCGGACUCGGAGAAAGUCUUCUUGGUGAACGAACUGAGGCCUAGCGGUGGGGUCAGCACCCCUCCAAAGGGCAACUCUCUUCAGGUCACCUUCUCCAGCGAGACACUGAACAUGUCAGAGAAGUGUAUCUAAGCCGUGGAAGGAAUUCAGACAAAGGCGAUCUGAAGACCUGGGAGGAAAGGGUACAGUGGGCUGACUUACUGCCAUCCUCUGCCAUCCAGUCGCUUGGCUUGUCAUGACCGAGAUGUGCCCAAAGGCCUUGUUUUCGCUUUCCCAGUCGAAUGGGAUCAAGACGCCAUUGAGAGGAAGGCGGGCUGGAAAUGGGCAUCGCAUGAGAGACCAUGGAAGACACAAGAUGGCCACUAGCGGGAGUGGAAUUAAGCAGCCUAGUUUCUUGGUGACUGCAUCUCUAUGCUCUAGGUGUGCCAUCAACUCUGUAAAGGGAAGAAGGCUGUAGCUGUGGCCUAACGUUCUGAGUUUUUUUUAAUGACAUGGGUGGCACGGCUCUUUUAGGCAACUAAAGACUGCCCAACAAGACCAGCUUUUGUUGCCAGGCCUACCAAUGUAAAAGAUGAAUGUAGCAAGGUCAGGAGCACCAGUGGCUGUUUUUUUCCUUGCCCUGUGAUAUAGGACUAUUUCCCAGAAGUCCAGAGGUGGAGAGGGUUGCCAUCCCCCCCGCCCCGCCAUCCAAAUAUGGCUGAAGCAUACUUACCCCUAUUCCUUUCCCCUCCCUUAUUAUUCAAUAAGGUUUAGAGCAAACUAAAGUCUAAGAUGGUUUCUGGUCGCCAUGGUAGAAUAACCUCUAUAAGUGGCCCAGGUACUAAGGAAUGGGAAAAUCUCUCCUGUGGUGUGGAAAAUGUGAAUUUCUCUGGCUCUGUGUGUGUGUGUAUUUUAAAAGCCCAUAUUCUUCUCUAUGAGAAGGUGAAUUAUUAAUACAAAGUAUAUAGAAAAGUAAUAUUGCCAGCUCUCUUCUCAUCCCAAUGCCUGCUGAUAUAAUUUCCCACUAAAUUCAUUUUUCAGACAUGCAGAGCUAAUUCUUAAGACAGGAAUGGAGGGAUUUGGAUUUCAGUGGGAAUACUGUAUGAUGCCACUGGGGGAAGUGAAGGAAAAGGUUUUAAGUUUUCUGAAUGCCCCUUGUAGUGUGUGUGUGUGUGUGUGUGUGUGUGUGUGUGUGUGUGUGUGUGUGUGUGUGUGUACAUCAAGAUGAAACAAAACAAAGUUGAUGCGCUGUGAAUGCCUUCUCUUCAGAAUGCAGUGGUAGUUGCUGAGGCUAACAUAUCAGCAUUUGGGGCAUCCAAACAACCUGAUCCUGUGCAUGCUUACUCAGUUGUAAGCCCCACGGUUUUCAUUGGGGCUUGCUCUCAGGAAAGUGUGCAUAGGCUUAACAGCCUUAAUGACUCCCGUGUGAGUCCUUGCACAGUUAUGCACUCCUUAGUGGCUGACACACUGCACAAGAUUAUGUGCAUGUUGUGAUGCAGCCUCCGUGCAGUUGCGCAAGUGCGCUCAUGCACAAGCGCAAACACAGUUGCAGGAUAUGGCCAUUAUUUCCAAUAAACACACUUCGUUAGCCGCCCCAUAACAAACCGUUUUCUGGGCAGCUCAUACCACGGCUGUACUGUCACGCAACUCCAUUUGCAUAAUUGUGGCCCUUGUUCAAGAGUGCUCCUGCGCAAUUGCACGAAUGUUACAUCACAACAUGUACUUAACUUGCAGGAUGUGUUUGGAAGAUCAAGGCACAAAUCAUGCAUCCCUGACCAACACCCACCCUGGAGCCUUAAUCCUCAAGAUGGUUGCUUGGAAGUAAUUCUCUCUGCGUUCUGUGGAACUUUUGUGCCAAGACAGAUCUGUAUAGGACCAAUCUGAGGAGGUUCUGCUGCAGGUCUAUCAGUAGGCUUGUAACCCAGCAUUGUGUAGAGGCACCAGUUGUUAUGAACCAGUGCUUCCAGGUGGGAGCAUGUACAUGCAGCCAUUGCAGAGUGCAGUUAUGGCAGCCCAGAAAAGGGCCACUGUGACUGCAUAAGUGUUGGAGCUGGGUGUAUCCUCCUGUUGGGGAGGUGCUGGCUCAUAUGACCGGGCCAUGGACCUGACAUCCAUCCUGUUAGAGGUGAUCAUGUGGGAGCAAUUGGCUGCACACACCAGCCUUCAGGACUCCUAACAGAAUGUUUCCUAAUGUCCACAAUUGUUUAAAUGCACUCUGCUGAUACAGGUUUCCUCAUGCCAGCUACUUACACUGAACACCACCUUUCUGUUGCCCUUAGAUGGCAAAAUAGUUACGGCUACCAUUUAUAUCAAGGACGGGAUCACAGUGCAAAAGACUCUCCAGCCCAGGGAAAGCAGCAGCCCAGCACUUUGAGCAGUACAAUUUCAGUACAUGCGGAUGGGCAGAGGCUGACAUGACACACAGCAGUAUGGAGCACUGCAUCAGGGCUGCUGUGGACAGUUAAGGCAACCCAGACACUGUAGAGAACGGACGUCUGCAUAGUGGGGGAGCCACCCUGUUCUCUACAGUGCAAGAGCUGCCUUACAGGUUCAGAGCAGCCGCAACACAGUGCGUGGCAGCAGCAUCCGUCUGCGUAUGCCAGAGUCUUUGUGCCUGAACUGAGAGGUGGCUGCUAUUUGGGAUCCAGGGGUCCAGAGUAACAGGAUGUGAUCUUGUCCAUUUGCAAUGGAGAUAUGUUCUUCGUAUGUAUUCCAAACAUACCGCUGAGAUGGGGCUGCAGCAUUUAAUCAAUUAAUUGGUUAGAUUAAUUGAUUGAAAACGUUUUGAUCAACUAAAAAGAUUCUCCCAAUUAAUUGGGCAGAUUUUUAAAUAUAUAUAUAUAUAUAUAUAUAU
Hemicordylus capensis (graceful crag lizard) is the source of this 4978-nucleotide messenger RNA. RefSeq names its product prostaglandin E receptor 4 (gene PTGER4). NCBI's taxonomy places the organism in Eukaryota, Metazoa, Chordata, Lepidosauria, Squamata, Cordylidae. Gene Ontology annotation, biological process: inflammatory response; positive regulation of cytosolic calcium ion concentration; adenylate cyclase-activating G protein-coupled receptor signaling pathway. The coding region runs from base 853 to 2277 and encodes 474 amino acids. Gene Ontology annotation, molecular function: prostaglandin E receptor activity. Gene Ontology annotation, cellular component: plasma membrane. The record is from RefSeq and is a predicted model, not a curated record. The transcript is spliced from 2 exons.